This is a messenger RNA of Polyodon spathula (Mississippi paddlefish), 3779 nucleotides long. RefSeq names its product putative claudin-24. The transcript has a single exon. The record is from RefSeq and is a predicted model, not a curated record. Gene Ontology annotation, cellular component: bicellular tight junction; plasma membrane. Gene Ontology annotation, molecular function: structural molecule activity. Gene Ontology annotation, biological process: cell adhesion; bicellular tight junction assembly. The coding region runs from base 1022 to 1672 and encodes 216 amino acids. Lineage: Eukaryota; Metazoa; Chordata; Actinopteri; Acipenseriformes; Polyodontidae.
GUUAACAAUGAAAAGAAAUAUUACAGGUGCGUUAUUUAAACAGUUGUAACAACGCAUGCUGAUGUGUAACUAUAUUUUUUGGAACCCCGCUGCUGUAUUUAAGAGGUGCGCCCUAUCAAAUGCAUCUCCCACAACUUUUAGGUACUGCUAGUGAAGUGUAGAGAAAUUCCUAUUUCAAAAUGAGACCCCGUAUUUAUGUACCAGUCUUUGUAAGUGUGACCAGAAGGUGUUGUGUUUGAGGGUGAUGUCACUGUCCAUGCUGCUGACUUUGCUUCACUAGGUCUUGGCUUACACUCCUUUGCCAAUUUGCAAAGCUAGCAGAAAACUUACCUUACCUAUUAAGGUGAGCCACUCUGGGACCCUAAUAUUUUGUUUUAUGCUUGUGUGGAUCUUUACGAAACAUUGGAUUCAGCUGAAAGGAACCCCUCACACCUGCUUUUGUUAUACUCAUAUUGUUUUGCUGGAAUUACCCAUGCACCUUUACCCACGAAAAUGUCUUUGUUAAUGCCGGUACCUUUUUUGUUCUUAAUGCUACUCACAUGUCUGUUAUUCGAGAAGUUUGGUGUCUCCUGGGCACUUUUUUUGCAAAGACAAGUAACCCAAAACUUAUUUUUGUUAUUAUCAGUUAUCUUGAACUUUGGAACAAACACUGUCCUUUGCAUUUUCUUCAAGUCUUUCUAAGAACAAGCUGCAUACCUUUAUUCGGGCACCAACUUUCUACCCGAAAUUUUUCCCCCUUUCUCUUAACUUGAUCAUGUUUCUUGUCGUUGAAACUCCUUCUGCAUGCACGGCAUUUUAAGUCCUUCUGGACAUAUCUGGUUUCAUUUAAAACAGAGUCCAUUGUUCCCAGUAAUGAUAUGUAUCGCUUUUACAAAACAGUAUGUCUGUUGUAAUACAAGAGCUUAGGGAUUACAAGGAAUUUAAUAGGUGCAUAUAUUAGGUGCUGAGAUUAUAGGAACACUAUCAGGCUGAGCAGCAGAGAGCUAGUCCCUGGAAAGGAACGCAACGGACCUGAUUGAAGAUGGUGCUAAUCACUUCGAAAAGUGUGCAGUUCGGGGCGUUUUUUGUGUCUUUGGUCGGCUUCGUGAUAUCUUUUGUAACCACCUUUCUGCCCAUGUGGAAGACCCUCAACACAGAUCUCAAUGAAAUGGAGAACUGGUAUCAGGGGCUGUGGCAUACGUGCGUGUUUCAAGAUGAAGUGGGUCUUCAGUGCAAAGCCUAUGACUCCUUCCUAGCUCUGCCUGCGGACAUCGUGGUCUCCCGGGUGAUGAUGUUCAUCUCCAUCAUGAUGGGACUCCUCAGCCUGAUCGUGACCAUGUUCGGAAUGGACUGUGUCAAACUGGGAGACGGCAAGGAGGAGAUGAAGAAGAAGCUGCUGAUUCUUGGAGGGGUGCUCUCGGUGGUUUCUGGGAUUACAACCCUAUUCCCUGUCUCCAUGGUGGCAUACGCAAUAGUCUCCGAGUUCUGGGACGAUAACCUGCCUGAUAUUGUCCCGAGAUGGGAGUUUGGGGAGGCCAUGUUCUCAGGGUGGUUUGCUGGUUUAUUUCUCUUGCUUGGCGGAUCCUUUCUUUUUGUAUCCGUGUGCAUGAUGAAGGACAGGCACCCGAGAAUCUACUACUUAAACACUGAAAAGCAGAAAGAGCUGCAGUAUUUAAAGACAGUGGUGUUAUAGUCAUGACGAUUCCUGGUUAAAAAGAUUACAGUAGGUUGCUAAACUCACAAAAAUACAAUGGGAAUGUGAAAAAAGUAUUGCAACUGCUUAUAAUUUGCAACUUUCAAUUGAUCACCUUUGUUGCAUCCGCUAUUUUAUUUUAGGUAAUUAAACUUGUUUGCAGAUUUUUAUGGAGUUUAUUUUAAUUAAAAUGUCAUUCAAGCAGAAGGCACAGUGCAAUGUUUUCUUUAAAAAUUUUAUAUUCAAAGUUGUGAAUUUCUGAUAUUUUCACAAUGCCUUCUUCACAUGCAUAAAAUCAUUUGUGAUUGUGUGUUGGAAUGAUUCACCUGCAUCAUUUUCUGAUUGUCAGUUUCCUCACAUCUGAAUUUUAUUUUUUCCAUAGAAUAAUUAUACGCAUCUCAAGUGAAGCUAAAAAAAAGCAGACAACUUUCAUUAUUAUAAAUAAAACAUUGCGCAGAUCAGAAAAUACGUUGCACACGCAUGUUGCAAGCAGGGUUAAAAACAAUGACCCUUUUUUUUUUUUAAAGCAUUAGGACCAUGGUAUGCCAGUGCUUUAUUAAUUUAGCUCACAGUAUCUAAUAUUUAGAUGUCUUUCAGCUGUAGUUUAUAAUCCUAAUUCACUAACUGCUUUUUCUACGUGAUCAAAUUACCUUUCCUAGAAAUCUCUUCUGACUGGUAACGUGAAAUCCUCCUGGCCCUAUCCAGUUUCAUUUAAAGACAGGAGCAUAUUGUACUUUUUGUGUUAUUACAAUAAAGCACUAAGAAGCCAUUUAUUCCAAAGUAGCAUAUUAACCAUUUAGGUACCACAGUAUCUUCAAGCUUUCAUAGACUUAGCAUGGAAACUUUUUUUUUCAGUUGAGGGGAGUAAGUUGUUCUGCUUUGUAGCUUUGCAGAAGUUUGCUGAAUAUUCAUUUAUCUGAUAUUCACUGUAGUAAUUAACACUAGUGGAUAUGAAUUCUGCAUGAGCACAUUAUUCAGGUAAAGAAAUUAUUCCAUUAAGCGACAUGCAGCUAAGUGGGGUAUACUGUAAAUUAUAUACAAUGUUUUUUUUUUUUUUUUUUAAGACAGGAUGGCCAUCUAGGUUGCAUUAGUCACAGUCACUGCUGCAUCUUGGGAAUGGUUAAAUGCUGUAUUGUUAAUGUCUUGUUGCUUUACUAAGUGGAAUAGUAAUACUUUAGUAGGGUUUGUGGAGCCCCAGGGGCUUUCAAAAUGGAUUUGGUCCUCAGCAGAGUCUUUUUUGGCUCUAUUUUUUGGCAAUAAUCUCCAAGAUUUCCAAUGCUUUUAGUUUCUUCUAACGGCUGUGGACCCCGGGGCCCUCUUAAUCUCUUCUGAUCUGCCAAACCAGGUGAAGGCAAGCCAAACUGUAACUCUUAAUUACUUCUUUUUUUUUUUUUUUUUUUUUUGGACUGAAACUUUUGGAUUCAGAAUUCUGAAACUCCAGAUAGAUUUGCUGUUAUUGCUGUUUGUAAUGUGGCCUUUUUCUUUCCGGGUUGGGCUAAAUUGUGUGCCUAAAAACAGUCUAUGUAUCUUCCAUUCAAUGAAAUCUACAAAUUCAGUGAGAUAGAUUCAGUGAGAGAGAUCAGUGAGUAAAUGAGUUAGAGACUCUUGUAGUGAGAACUGAAAACUCUGGCUCCAAAUUCCAACACCCUGCAUAAUGUCAUACUGCAAUAGGAUCAGCACAAGAGGUUUUAGGGAAAUGUUUAGACUUGACCUUGCUGGAAUAUUAGCUGCUUCGAGACUUGGGAUUCUUGGAAACUAGCUAUAGGCCACUGUCUCUGCUCAUGUCUCUUCAGCUAGUGAACUGGCACACUGAACCACAAGACAAAGUUGUGUGUUCUUCCUAUUGAAAACUAUCAAUCUGUUUCACAAAAACAAAACACAAUAUAACAUGUUGGAAUGUAAAAUGGAAUUGAUCACUACAUUUUACAUUCCAACAUGUUAAGAGCAGACAUGUAGUAAUGUUUUACGUUACGUGUGCUGGUUUCAUUUUGUAUGUUGUCUUGAUCCUACUGCAGCCUUGGUGACACUUCAUGCCCAGGUCAUCACUGGAAUGGAGAACUUGUUAUCAGUGGCAUCUCACCUGGUUAAAUAAAGGAACUGAUUCAUU